This is a messenger RNA of Rhinolophus ferrumequinum (greater horseshoe bat), 1800 nucleotides long. RefSeq names its product mitochondrial transcription rescue factor 1 (gene MTRES1). The transcript is spliced from 4 exons. NCBI's taxonomy places the organism in Eukaryota, Metazoa, Chordata, Mammalia, Chiroptera, Rhinolophidae. The record is from RefSeq and is a predicted model, not a curated record. The coding region runs from base 943 to 1662 and encodes 239 amino acids.
GCGGCAGAUAAAGCAGAUUUUGGCCUGGAGAUAGAUCAGGAGUUUGUUUUUGGACCAAUUUUUGAGGUUUCUGUGACACACUCAAAUGGAGAUAUUGAAUACGCAGUUGGAUAUUGUGUCAAGGGUCCCCAAAGCCACCUCCAGGUUCAUUGAUUCACUAGGAAGACUCAACCAGACUCAGCUGUGGUUCACUGCUAUGAUUUAAUAUAGCAAGAGGACAGAAAGCACAAUCAGCAAGAGAGAAGAUGCAUGGGACAAAGUCUUGAGGAAACCAGAAGCAGUCUUCCAAACCAAGAGUCCUCUCCCGGUGGAGUCACACAGGACAUGCUUAAUUCCUCCAUCAACAAAUUAUGACAACAUAUGUGAAAUGUCUAUCAGGAAAGCUCAUUAGCGACUCAGGGCCCAGAGUUUUUAUUGGGACUUGGUCAUAUAUGCACCCUCUACUGAGGAUGUACAGAAAUUCCAGCCUCUCGGAAGGAAAGCAGCUAUUCAGCAUAAAUCAAACUGUCCAAACAGUUUAGGCACAGUGAACCACUUCUGUCCAUUUUGGGAAUGUUGAGAACCCUCCUGAAAUUCAAGUUCCUAGACAUUAACCAAGGGUCACCUUGCAAGCUGACCUUUCUAAGGAUAGCAGUCUCAGGCCUACUAUAUUAACUCUUUUCUGCACAGAUAUACAAGUCUGGAAUUUGGAAGGUCUGGAAUGGGGAUACAGAUUAAGAAGUAGUUGGUAUAUGGGUGGUAUUUAAAGCCAUAGAAAUGUCUGUUGUCUUGAUGUGCCACUUGUCAAAACUGAUUGCUAGACUGAGCUGGAUGAAGAGAAUGUAGAAGAGAAGAGGACCAGAGACUGAGCCCUGGUGUCCUCCAACAUUAAGAUGUCAGGGAGAAGAGAAGGAAGCAGCAGAGGAGUCUUGAGAAGCAGCAGCGUGUCAGGUUACAUGCGCCAUGGCGAUGACCAGUAUCCGAUUGCCCUCCAGUGCUUUAAGAAAGGACGCCUGGAUUGGCCUCUGGGGAGUGCUGCGAGGGACACCUUCACACAAACUCUGUGCUUCUUGGAAUCGGUGCCUGUAUUUUUCUAGUACCAAAUUCAAUGCAUCAGGUUAUAAAACACUUUUCCAUAACAUUUUCUCACUGAGACUCCCAGGGCUUUUAAUAUCUCCAGAAUAUAUUUUCCCCUUUUCCAUAAGACUCAAAAGUAAUGUAAGUUCUAAAAAAUCCACUAAAAAGACUCUUCAAAAAGUCGAUGAUGAAGAGGACUCUGAUGAAGAGAGAGAGGACAGGGCGAUGGGAGAGCAGGAGGAGGAGCUGGAGGGCGACCCCGCGGUGGUCAGGGACUACAAAGACCUGGAAAAAGUGGUGCAGUCUUUCCGGUAUGACAUCAUCCUGAAGACCGGCCUCGAUGUGGGAAGAAACAAAGUGGAAGACGCAUUCUACAAAGGUGAACUCAGGCUGAACGGGGAAAAAUUAUGGAAGAAAAGCAGAACGGUGAAAGUAGGAGAUACAUUAGAUCUUCUAAUUGGAGAAGAUAAAGAAGCAGAAACAGAGACAGUGAUGCGGAUUCUCCUGAAAAAAGUGUUUGAAGAGAAGACUGAAAGUGAAAAAUACAGAGUGGUGUUACGACGGUGGAAAAAGUUAAAAUUGCCUAAAAAGAAUAUACUUAAAUAAAUGGAUUGCUUUUUACUGAUAAAUCUGCAUUCUAGUGGUGGGGGAAGGAGCUACCUUAAAAAGCAGAUAUUUUCAUUAAAAUAAAGUUCUACUGUUUGGAAUCUGCUGAGCCAUUUUGUGGAAAUCAGGAUCCGUAUG